AUGGCACGAGGAAGCAGCCAGCGAAAGAAGCAGUCCGCAACGGACAAGGAGAAGUCGAAGAAGCCGCUCAAUGGGCAGCCCAAGAGCAUGGUGAUUCGCAUCGGCGCCCAAGAGGUGGGAAGCAGCGUCAGCCAGCUGGUGCAGGAUGUGCGCCAUGUCAUGGAGCCAGACACUGCGGUGCGACUGAAGGAGCGCAGAGCGAACAAACUCAAAGACUACACCACCAUGGCCGGCCCCCUCGGCGUCUCCCACCUCCUCCUCUUCUCGCGCUCGGAAUCAGGAAACACAAACCUCCGCCUUGCUCGUACACCGCGUGGCCCCACGCUGCACUUCCGCGUCCAAAACUACUCGCUCUGCAAGGACAUCAUGAAGUCGUUGCGGCACCCACGCGCCGGCGCAAACGACUUCCAAGUCGCACCGCUGCUCGUCAUGAACAACUUUAUGACAAGCGAUACCGCGCGCGAAGAACUGGGCGACAAAGCGCCGCCAAAACACCUGGAGAAGCUGGUCACGGACAUGUUCCAGGGCUUGUUUCCCCCAAUCCAACCACAUACCACCCCGCUCCACACCAUAAAGCGAGUGCUCCUUCUGAACCGCGAGCCGCCGUCGGAAGAAAACGGUUCAUGCACAAUCAGCCUGCGACACUACGCCAUCACCACCAAAAUCACCGGCGUCCCGAAAGCCCUCAGACGGUUAUAUGCAGCAGAGAAGUUGAUCGGUAGCAAGGAGAAGAAGAAGAGUGCGCUGCCGAAUCUAGGCAAGCUGCAGGACGUGGCCGAUUACAUGCUCGACCCCUCGGCUGCGGGCUACACAUCCGCCUCAGACACUGAAGCAGACACAGACGCUGAAGUCGAAGUUACAGCCCCCGUCCGGCAAAAGGUGCUUUCGCGACGCGAAAAGGAGAGACUCAAGAGUGGCGAUGAUCCUGCGACAGCAAACAUGCGCGCCCGCGGCUCGAAACCUCGCGUCGAGAAGCGCGCGGUAAAGCUCGUAGAGCUAGGGCCGAGAAUGAAAUUGAGGCUUACCAAGGUCGAGGAGGAUGUCUGCGGCGGGAAGAUCAUGUGGCAUGAAUUCAUCACCAAGAGCAAGGCGGAGGUACAGGAGAUGGAGAAGAAGUGGGCGCAAAGGAAUAAGGAGAAGGAAGAGAGGAGACGGAUACAGCGCGAGAACGUCGAGAAGAAGCGCAAGGAGAAGGCUGAUAAGGGCGAGGUGGAAGGAGAGGAAGAGGGAGAGGGCGAAGAUGAGGAGAUGGAGGACUUUGACGAUUAUGAUAUGGAUGAUGAUGUCUGGCAUGAUGAGGCUGAUGCCGGCGAGGGCGGAGAUGAAGAGAUGGAGGACGACGAGUGA
This is a messenger RNA of Cucurbitaria berberidis CBS 394.84, 1347 nucleotides long. RefSeq names its product Brix-domain-containing protein. Gene Ontology annotation, cellular component: preribosome, large subunit precursor. Gene Ontology annotation, biological process: rRNA processing; ribosomal large subunit assembly. The record is from RefSeq and is a predicted model, not a curated record. The transcript is spliced from 2 exons. The coding region runs from base 1 to 1347 and encodes 448 amino acids. NCBI's taxonomy places the organism in Eukaryota, Fungi, Ascomycota, Dothideomycetes, Pleosporales, Cucurbitariaceae. Gene Ontology annotation, molecular function: rRNA binding.